Molecule: messenger RNA, 1641 nt
Organism: Stereum hirsutum FP-91666 SS1
Lineage: Eukaryota; Fungi; Basidiomycota; Agaricomycetes; Russulales; Stereaceae
Product: protein serine/threonine phosphatase 2C
Exons: 5
Coding region: 169-1398 (409 amino acids)
Biological process (GO): protein dephosphorylation
Molecular function (GO): protein serine/threonine phosphatase activity; cation binding
Source: RefSeq, a predicted model, not a curated record
CACCUCUUCGACUUCUCUGUGACUUCUUUCUCUGCCAUACAUCCGGACUUCAACCGUAAACACAGCCGAGUGCAACAUAUUCGCCAACUCUUUCCUUAUCCGCCCUAUCCUGCAAUAAUCACCUUCGCAGCCCAAUAUUCAGACACUAAGCGCACCUAGCACUUCUCAAUGGUGUCGGUUCAGAAAGAAACUUCUUCGAUCGGCUCAACCAAGGCCGCGCUGCCAUAUGUCGCCACCACUCCUAACUGCUGGUCAAGCGAUACGCCUACGUAUCGGUUUGGCGUGACUGAGGCUAAAGGACCCAGACGCACUAUGGAGGACGCCCACUCGUAUACCGUGGACUAUGCGGGUAUCCAUGGACAAGGUUUCUUCGCAAUAUUCGACGGUCAUGCUGGCAAGGAGGCUGCAGACUGGUGUGGCGAGAACUUUCACAAGCGUCUCCUGCAAGCCAUCCACGAGAAUCCGGAAAUGUCGAUACCUGAUGUCUACAACACGACUUUCCAUGCUGUCGAUCGUGUUCUGUCCAAAAUCUCUGAAGACUCUGACGGCAAAAUGCAUUCGGGAUGUACGGCCGUGACCGCAUUCCUUCGAAUAGAAGACACCGAAGGCCAACAAUCGUUUGCUGAUGCCCUCAGCCUCCCUUCCCCUCCUCUUUCCCCCGCCUCUUCAAUGGACCAGGAUGCCGACAAGGGCCAAGAUGACGCGGAUGAUGUGAAGAAAAGUCCUUCGCCGAGCAAAUUCAAACGGGCCAUCCAGAAACUUAGUCACUCGAGUCCUGCCACGCCGAUAUCUCCUGAAGCCACUCCCCGCUCCCAGUCCCCAAACAACACCAGAGAAGGCGCCGCUUCUGGUGCUCCUCAACGACCACCUCCUGGGCAAUCUCUUCGUAGAGUUCUCUACGUUGCCAACGCCGGCGACGCGCGCGGCGUGUUGUGUCGUGGUGGCAAGGCCCUGCGACUCACCUAUGACCACAAAGGCACAGAUAAACAAGAGGCGAAGCGGAUUAUGGACUCGGGUGGGUUUGUCAUGAGCGGGAGAGUGAAUGGUGUGCUGGCCGUUACACGUAGUCUUGGUGACUCGUCAAUGAAGGACUUCGUCGUUGGAGCACCUUACACCACUGAGACGGAGUUGACCGAGGACGAUGAGUUUUUGAUCUUGGCCUGCGACGGUGUAUGGGACGUGUUGGAUGAUCAGGCUGCCGCCAACCUUAUUCGGACAGAGCAGAACCCCCAGGCAGCGACCGAGACACUUCUCAGGGAGGCUUUGCGACUCUAUACGAACGACAACAUCACGGUGAUGGUCAUCCGAUUCAAGGACGUUCCCGCAGACGCAAAAGGCUCGAGUGUCCCCCUUACACCCACUUCCGAGAUCGGCGACGCCAUGAAUGUUGAUAAAUGAGUAUUGGAGUGGUGAACGGACUUGUGUGUAAUUUAGUGGGUUUGCAGCCCGUCAUCGAUUCAUCUUACGGCUGAGUUUUAUCCCGCCUGGUCUAUCGUGAUGUUUGCAAUUGGGGCUGUACACGAGAUCAUAAGGGCUUCGAAACUAACUGUACUUCAUUUGAUCAUCCUCCGUACACGUUCUUCCAUUGAUACUAGCAAAGCAUGUAAUUGAAACUCCUGCACUGGCCCACUGUAACCUUUU